AUGAAAUUGAAUAUAGAUGGAUUACUUGUAUAUAUGCCAUAUGAUUUUAUUUAUCCUGAACAAUAUAAAUAUAUGCAAGCACUCAAACGCGGUCUUGACCAUAAAGGCCAUUGUAUACUUGAAAUGCCAUCAGGAACUGGAAAAACCAUCACGCUUUUAUCACUUAUUAUUGCUUAUAUGAAACGUUAUCCUGAUCAAUAUAACAAAUUAGUUUAUUGUAGUCGUACAGUACCAGAAAUAGAAAAAGUUAUGUCAGAAAUGAAACGUCUGAUUGCGUAUUAUGAAAAAGAAUUAAAUGAAAAACAAAAAUUUAUUGGUAUUGCAAUGAGCUCAAGAAAAAAUUUAUGUGUUCAUCCUGAAGUCGGUCAAUUACGUUUAGGAAAAGAAGUUGAUAGUGCAUGUAUGAAUUUAACGGCAUCAUAUAUACGUGAACAAUCGAAACAGGAUAGUUCAAUAAAAACCUGUUCUUAUUACGAACAAUAUGAUAUAAAUGGACGUGAAGGAAACAUUCCAUAUGGUGUAUAUAAUUUAGAAGAUUUGAAAUUAUAUGGCAAAGCAAAACAUUGGUGUCCAUAUUUUCUUACGCGUUAUAUAUUAACGCAUGCAAAUGUUAUUGUUUAUUCUUAUCAUUAUUUAUUAGAUCCGAAAAUUGCUGAAAUAGUUUCAAAAGAAUUACCAAAAACAUCAAUAAUUGUUUUCGAUGAAGCACAUAAUAUUGAUAAUGUUUGUAUUGAUUCAAUGUCAAUUACAUUGACACGCAAAAUACUUGAACGUGCACAAGCAAAUGUUGAAAAUCUAAAAUUACUGGUUCAAAAUCAAAAACAAAAUGAUGCAAGUCGUUUAAGAACUGAAUAUGAAAAUCUUGUUAGAGGUCUGCGUGAACAAGCUAUACAACGUGAAACAGAUGUUAUUCUAACAAAUCCAAUAUUACCGGAACAUGUUUUACAAGAAAAUAUUCCAGGAAACAUUCGACAAGCAGAACAUUUUCUUAUAUUUGUCAAAAGAUUUUUAGAAUAUAUGAAAACAAGAAUGAAUAUUCAACAUGUUGUUAGAGAAUCACCACCAUCAUUUUUAAAAGAUUUACAAGUACGUGUUUGUAUUGAAAGAAAACCACUAAGAUUUUGUUCCGAACGUUUACGUUCAUUAUUACGUACACUUGAAACACGUGAUAUACAUAUGUAUCAACCACUUAUGUUACUUUGUAAUUUCGCAACAAUUAUCAGUACAUAUACAAAAGGCUUUGCAUUAAUUAUUGAACCUUUUUUUGAUAGUAAAUCAACAGUUUACAAUCCUGUUUUACAUUUUGCUUGUCUCGAUUCAUCUAUUGCUAUUAAGCCAGUAUUCGAUCGAUUUCAAUCGGUUAUCAUUACAUCAGGUACUCUUUCACCUAUUGAUAUGUAUCCAAAAAUUCUUUCAUUUACUCCGGCAAUUAUGGAAACAUUUACUAUGACAUUAACACGUCCAUGUAUUCUACCGCUGAUAGUCACACGAGGCAAUGAUCAAAUAGCAAUAACAUCAAAAUUUGAGCUACGUGAAGAUCAAUCUGUUAUUCGUAAUUAUGGUAUUUUACUUAUUGAAAUGUGUACACAUGUGCCUGAUGGCAUUGUUUGUUUUUUUACUUCCUACAUUUAUAUGGAACAUGUUGUUGCAACAUGGUACGAAUUAGGCAUAAUUGGACAAGUUCAAAAAUAUAAAUUGUUAUUUAUUGAAACACCUGAUAGUGUUGAAACAUCAUUAGCAUUAUAUAAUUAUCAAAAAGCUUGUGAUAACGGUCGUGGUGCAGUUUUACUGUCAGUUGCACGUGGUAAAGUGAGUGAAGGUGUUGAUUUUGAUAAUCAUCUUGGUCGAUGUGUUAUUAUGUUCGGUAUUCCAUAUGUUUAUACACAAUCCCGUAUAUUACAAGCACGUCUUGAUUAUUUACGAGAAAAUUUUCAAAUACGUGAAAACGAUUUUUUAACAUUUGAUGCAAUGCGUCAUGCCGCGCAAUGCGUUGGUCGUGUAUUACGUGGUAAAAGUGAUUAUGGCAUUAUGAUAUUUGCAGAUAAACGUUUUUUACGUUCGGAUAAACGGCAAAAAAUUCCAAAAUGGAUACAAGAAUAUUUAACUGAUAGUUUAGCUAAUUUAUCCAUUGAAGAAUGUGUACAAAUUGUUAAAAAAUGGCUUAAAGAUAUGGCACAACCAUUAAAACAAGAAGAUCAAUUAGGAAUAUCGUUGUUAACUGAAGAACAUCUCUUAUCAAAUGAUGCAAAUUCUUCAACACUCAACGCAAUUCGAGAUCAAGAGCCAGUUCAAAAUGGUCAUGCUGCCGAUAUUAAUAUAUCAAAGGAAAGCGCGAACGACGAUUCUGAUUUAUAUUAUGGCGUAGUCAUCGAUUGUGGCAGUAGUGGAUCAAGACUUUACAUUUAUAUUUGGCCAGAGCAUUCAGGAAAACCCGAUGAAUUAUUAAAAAUAAAACAAUUACUUGAUAAAGAAGGAAUGCCAGUAGUUAAAAAAAUUGAACCAGGUCUCUCAUCUAUGGCAAAAACACCGAUGAAUGCAACUGAAUAUUUAAAAUCAUUAUUGGACUUUGCUGCACAAAGCAUUCCUUCAGUUAAACAUGCUGAUACACCUUUGUAUAUUCUCGCAACAGCUGGUCUUCGUUUUUUAACACCAAGACAACAAAAACAGUUAAUUGACGAUUUAUUCAAUGAUAUUAUACGAGAUUAUAAAUUUCUAAUUGAAAAAACACACAUUCAAGUGAUUUCAGGUCAACUCGAAGGCAUCUAUAGUUGGAUAGCUAUCAAUUAUGUCCUUGGUCGCUUUCAAGAUGAUACUAGUGAAUCAAAGUCAAAAGCUGAUGAUCAUAGGAAAUUGAAUUCUAAAGGGCGACAAGCUACAGUCGGUGUUCUUGACAUGGGUGGUGCAUCUGCACAAAUAGCCUUCGAAGUUUCAAACUCAGCAUCAGCAGUAGGUCAAGAAGUUGUAGAAUAUUCCUUAGGUUAUGAUCAACAUCAAGAAAUGUUUAAAUAUAAAAUCUAUGUAACAACAUUUCUUGGUUAUGGCGCAAAUAAAGCAUUUGAUAAUUAUAUUGAUCGCAUCAUUUCGAUUGCUCUACAUGCAUCACUUGUCGAUUCUCCUCUUAUUCGAAUCAACGAUGCUGAUUGUUUACCGCGUGGUUACUCAAGAAAUUAUACAAGAAAUAAUAAAACCAUUACAGUAAUAGGCGAAGGUGAUUUUGUAAAUUGUACAAAACAUUUAGUUACGUUACUUAAUUUAAAUGCAACAUGCCUAAAAAAACCAUGUUCAUUUAAUGGUGUUUAUCAGCCACAAAUAAAUUAUGACGUGCAAGAUUUUUAUGGAUUUUCAGAAUUUUGGUAUACAAUGGAAGAUAUUUUAAAAAUUGGUGGUCCUUAUACUCGAUUAGCUUUUCUUAAUGCCUCAACAGCGUUUUGCAAUGCAAAUUGGAAUGAUAUUCGACAGUGGUAUAAUGAUAACUCACAUGUAAAUGUUAAGACGGACCGUUUAGUUUUACAAUGUUUUAAAUCUGCAUGGCUUUACGCAUUUCUACAUGAUGGUUUGAAAUUUCCACUAAAUUAUCAACGUUUACGUUCGGCGUCUCUUAUUAACAAUAAUGAUGUUCAAUGGACACUUGGUGCUAUACUUUAUAGAACUCGAUUUUUUCCAUUGCGAACAAUUAAUCGAAUGAAAAAUACUCUGCCUAAUCAUCGAUCAUAUACAAACACAGUGAAAAUAUCACUUCUGAUAUGUAUAACUUCGAUAAUAUUAUUAGUGAUAUUUUCUGCAAAAAACAUUCGAUCAUUCAUAUCUCGUCGUAAAAAUUUUCAAUCAUCGUCUAAUACGUUUAACUAUCGUUAUAAAUUAUUAACAUCAUUGACUGCCGAUGAAUAA
This is a messenger RNA of Rotaria socialis, 3888 nucleotides long. The record is from the annotation of a GenBank genome assembly. NCBI's taxonomy places the organism in Eukaryota, Metazoa, Rotifera, Eurotatoria, Philodinida, Philodinidae.